UGACGCCAUUUACCUGUAAUUUAAUUGACGUGCGUAAACUAGAUAUGGGAAUUAAUCGCAGACUUCUAACUGUUUUGUCGGUGUCAUCAGCAAUACUUAUUUUAUACAAGGCUUUAAAAAUAUGGACAAGGGACAGGCUAGGUCUAGCAUUUACAAUCGGGAAGUCCUGGGACGGCAAAGAUCUGUCUCACCAAAAAGCGGAAAUCUAUUUAAGUAAAGGAGUGUCAAAUGAAGUUGUUUUAAGUGUUCGAGCCCCUUUCUACAAUGAUCCACCGGCACCAAAUGGUCCAGUAGGGCAGCCAUUUCCACAACUAUGGGAUUAUGAAGUUGUAGAGGCUUUCUUUUUAUCUGAUUCUGGAAAAUAUUUGGAAGUUGAGCUCUGUCCCCAUGGUCAACAUAUAGUCCUGAUGUUAGACGGUAGAAGAAACAUGAUAAAGGACAAACUGCCGUUAUUAUUUACAAGCAAAAUUUCUGGUUCGGAAUGGACUGGUACGGCUGUUAUACCUGCAGAUUAUUUCCCGCCAAAUGUGUCUAAAUUUAACGCUUAUGCAAUUCAUGGAUCGGGUGAUAACAGACAGUAUGAAGCUUACAUGGCAGUACCAGGUGACCAGCCAGACUUUCACCGACUCGAAUACUUUGCUAACGUAGACUUUUCAUCAGUUCUUCCUGCCCAGCCACAAACGUCAUCUUAUUGGCAACAGAAACCAGGAACCGCUUGAUGCAAUUUUAAAUUCUUUUGUAAACAAGUGCAUUUUAAGAUUUACGAAAAUGUUAAUCAUUGGUGGACAUGCAGUGCCUAAUUUUAAUCAAACUGUAUACUAUAAAGCAAUAUUUAAUUAGAAAUUUGAGUUUUGUUUAUGAAUUUGUGUCAUAUGUGUAUUAUUUUUACAAAAUAUAUAGUGUAGUAUAAAGGGUUAAAGUAAUAAUUAUUAUGUGAUUUAAUUAAUCAAUAAAGUAAUAGAAAGAGCACCGAAACACGAGGCUAUCUGAUUUGGUAGACAGACGUUUCACUAUUGAGACGGUUCACACCAAGACGGUUCACACCAAGACGUUUCACUCCCAAAUGGGAGUGAAACGUCUUGAAGACGUUUCACUCCCUUUUUAUACCAAAAUUAUUUUGAUACUUAUGAUAUACUAAAAUAAACCUAAAAUAUUGAA
Ruditapes philippinarum (Manila clam) is the source of this 1158-nucleotide messenger RNA. Its product is annotated as UPF0462 protein C4orf33-like. Bases 45 to 719 code for a protein of 224 amino acids. The transcript is spliced from 6 exons. The record is from RefSeq and is a predicted model, not a curated record. Lineage: Eukaryota; Metazoa; Mollusca; Bivalvia; Venerida; Veneridae.